Daucus carota subsp. sativus is the source of this 2137-nucleotide messenger RNA. RefSeq names its product cold-responsive protein kinase 1-like. The transcript has 8 exons. The record is from RefSeq and is a predicted model, not a curated record. Gene Ontology annotation, biological process: protein phosphorylation. Gene Ontology annotation, molecular function: protein serine/threonine kinase activity; ATP binding. NCBI's taxonomy places the organism in Eukaryota, Viridiplantae, Streptophyta, Magnoliopsida, Apiales, Apiaceae. The coding region runs from base 45 to 1958 and encodes 637 amino acids.
AAAUUAAUCACUGCAUCUCUUAAAUUGGUCUCCAACGUGCAAGAAUGAUAUUUCUCAUGGAGUUUGUUAUCAGUCUGUUACUGCUAACAACAAUAAACACUGCCUUGUCGCAGCCUCAAAUCAAUCUGCUAAAUAGAGGCUGCAGUUCGUAUAACGUGACAAAUCUGUUUAGCUUUUUUGGCAAUCUUAACGGCACCAUGACGGACCUCAGGGGACAGCUAUUGAACGAAAACAAACAUUUUGCGACUGCGCAGCAAGCCAGAAGCUCCGACCCUGUCUAUGGCAUGGUACAGUGCAGGAACUACUUAUCCAGCCGGGACUGUGUCGCUUGCUUUGAUGCAGCCGUGUCAUUGAUCCGCAACUGCUCUGCUGCUAACGGUGCUCGUGUUAUAUAUGAUGGUUGCUUCCUCAGGUAUGAGAGCAACAGCUUCUAUGAUCAGACAACCCUCCCAGGAAAUGUGGGGUUGUGUGGAAAUCGCACCGUAUCUCAAUCCGCAAAUUUUGAUACAGCAGUUGAUGGACUGCUAGGAGAUCUUCAAAUUGCAACUCCAAAGAUCACUGGUUUUUUUGCUACAUCCACUAGACAAAUAGCCGGGAGUGUUGGUGCAGUUUAUGCAGUGGCACAAUGUGCUGAAACAUUAACUAAAACCGGUUGCCUGGAUUGCUUAACCGUGGCCUCUAAUAACUUGAAAACUUGUCCGCCAGAGGCUGAUGGAAGGGCUGUUGAUGCAGGGUGUUUCUUAAGGUACUCAGACACGACAUUUUUUCCUGAUAACCAGACCACAGAUAUUUCACCUUUUCUGAGAAGCGGUAGUUCAAGCAAUAAGAAGGCAAUCAUCAUUGGCAGUAUUGUGGGAGGUGUAGGGCUUGUUUUGAUCUUAAUUCUGUUUCUAUGGUACAAACUUUCAAGGGAACGAAAAGCAGCAGCAAGAGGAAACAUACUAGGAGCUACUGAAUUGCAAGGUCCAACAACAUACAGCUACAAAGACUUGAAAUUAGCAACAAACAAUUUCAGUGAAGAAACCAAACUUGGAAAAGGAGGUUAUGGAGAUGUAUACAAGGGUACUUUGAAGAAUGGGGAUAUUGUUGCCGUGAAGAAACUAGCAUUGGACUCCAGUAUAGCAGAGGCAACAUUUGAGAGCGAAGUUAGGCUCAUAAGUAACGUUCAUCACCGUAAUCUCAUCCGUCUUCUUGGAUGCUGCACUAAAGGACCAGAGCUACUUCUUGUCAUAGAGUACAUGGCUAACUCCAGCCUUGACAAAUUUCUAUAUGGUGAAAAGCGAGGGACUCUUAACUGGAAACAAAGGUUUGACAUCAUCUUUGGCACUGCCCGGGGUCUUGCCUAUUUACACGAACAAUUCCAUGUUAGAAUCAUACAUCGAGAUAUAAAAUCAAGCAACAUAUUACUUGACGAUGAUUUUCAUCCUAAAAUUGCUGAUUUUGGAUUGGCAAGACUUCUGCCUGAGAAUCAGAGUCAUGUUAGCACCAAAUUUGCAGGAACAUUGGGAUACACAGCGCCAGAGUAUGCAAUACAUGGCCAAUUGUCCGAGAAAGUAGAUACAUACAGUUUUGGUAUUGUAGUCCUCGAAAUUAUUAGUGGCAGAAGAUGCAAUGAUUUUGAGGCUACCAAUGAAUACCUUCUUGAAGAUGCAUGGAGAAUGCAUGAGAACGAAUUGUAUCUGGAUUUAAUAGACGAGACGCUAGACCUUAACGAAUGUAGGGUAGAAGAUGUCAAAAAAUGCAUGGAAAUUGGUUUAUUAUGCACUCAAUCUCCAGCGUCUUCAAGACCAACAAUGUCUGAAGUUGUUGUAAUGCUCAUAAGUGAUCCAUCCGAAGAACCUAGACGACCUAACAGGAGUGUUCCAAUGGAAUUGUAUAAGAGGGCUCCAGAGGACUCAUCCAUAUCUACUGGAUCAUCAAUAGUGACCGCUACUGCGUCUACAUUCACAGGUCGAUAAAUUUAGUUGAGAGUUCGUGUUUGUGCUCAUUUUGCCCGUUUGCCUAUGAUUUUACAACAUUGCAUAACUCCUUUAUUAGGCCUGCAAUGUUAGGGCUGAUAAUUCAUUUUUGUGUUUUUCUUCAUAAACUUUUACUAUCAGCUAUAUGCUGAAUUACACAUUCUCGCUUUCUUGGAUAA